This is a messenger RNA of Lottia gigantea (owl limpet), 270 nucleotides long. RefSeq lists its product as hypothetical. The record is from RefSeq and is a predicted model, not a curated record. The annotation marks the transcript as partial. The transcript has a single exon. NCBI's taxonomy places the organism in Eukaryota, Metazoa, Mollusca, Gastropoda, Lottiidae.
AACAUUAUUUGUCAUAUCACAAACAUUUGUGUCCAUAUCACGAACAUUUCUGUCUAUGUCACAAACAAUUCUGUCAAUAUCACGAACAUUUCCGGCUAUGUCACAAUAAUUUCUGUCCAUAUCACAAACAUCCGUCUAUGUCAAAAUCAUUUCUGUCCAUAUCACAAAUAUUUCCGUCUAUGUCACUAUCAUUUCUGUCCAUAUCACAAAUACUUCCGUCUAUGUCACUAUCAUUUCUGUCCAUAUCACAAUCUGAAAUUUGCAAUUUAA